AUGUAUAGCGUGCAGUCGGCGGCGGACGACGUGACAUCGCUGGCGCUGGAGUGCGGCGGGCCGGCGGCGGCGGAGCGGGCGCGGCCCGUGCUGGAGCAGACCUCCCGGGCGCUGGCCGAGCGGCUGCGGCUGCUCGAGGCGCAGGCGGAGGCGGCGCGCGACCGGCUGGCCGGCGCCGCGGCCGCGCUGGCCCACUUCCAGGAGAAAGUAAAGGGCGUGUCCCACGACCUGUCCGAGCUGGAGAAGGAGCUGGACGGCAUGAAGGCGCCCGGCCGCGACGUGAAGACCGUCCGCCAGCAGCUGGACGAGCUGGGCCGCUUCUACAAGCGGCUGGAGGGGGCCGACGAGCUGGUCGCCGGCGCCGAGAGGGCCGCUGAGGGCCUGCUCGACGACGGCCACUCCGUGGACCUGACCAGCACCAGAGAUCAAGUGGAAGGUCUUCGCAAGAAGCUGGCCAAGCUGGACGAGCGAGCGCGCGCCAAGGAACAGGACCUUGACGACACCCUGAGCAAGCUGGAGGCCUUCUACAAGGCCUACGACUCCGUUAUGGACGACGUGCAAGAGGCGUCGGAGCAGGUGCGCGGCCUGAAGCCGGUCUCCUCCGAGGUGGAGCAGAUCCGGUCGCAGCAGCGGGACUUCGCCGAGCUGCGGCGGCGCUCGCUGGAGCCGCUGGGCGCGAACGUGGCGCAGUGCAACCGCAUCGGCCAGGGGCUGGUGCGCUCCGCCGCGCAGGGCGUCGCCACCCAGCAGCUGGAGAGGGACCUGGAGAAGAUGAACGACCGCUGGAACGCGCUCAAGGAGAAGAUGAACGAGAGGGAGCGUCGCCUGGACGUGGGGCUGCUGCAGUCGGGCAAGUUCGCGGAGGCCCUGGCCGGCCUGGAGAAGUGGCUGGCCGACACCGAGGACAUGGUCAACAACCAGAAGCCGCCCUCGGCCGACUACAAGGUGGUUAAGGCGCAGCUGCAGGAGCAGAAGUUCCUGAAGAAGAUGCUGAUGGACCGUCAGAACUCGAUGUCGUCGCUGUUCGCGAUGGGCAACGAGGUGGCGGCCGGCUGCGAGCCGGCGGACAGGAAGGCCGUCGAGAAGCAGCUCAAGGGCCUCAUGCAGAGAUUCGACGCGCUCACCGACGGCGCCCAGCGGCGGAUGCUGGACCUGGAGCAGGCCAUGCAGGUGGCGAAGCAGUUCCAGGAACAGCUGCAACCGCUGGUCGAGUGGCUCGGAGGCGCCGAGCGGCAGGUGAAGGCCCUGGAGCUGGUGCCCACUGACGAGGAGAAGAUCCAGCAGAAGAUCAGGGAGCAUAAGAUCCUUCACGACGACAUAAUCUCGAAGCAACCGCCGUUCAAGCAGCUGACCGAGACCGCCUCCACCCUGAUGGCCCUGGUCGGAGAUGACGAGGCGACGAGCUUAGCUGACAGGCUGCAAGCCGCCACCGACAGGUAUCAAGCGUUGGUCGAGCACAGUCUGAACAUCGGCGACUUGCUGGACAACUCGCGCAAGGGCCUGCGCCACCUGGUGCUCACGUACCAGGACCUGUCCGCCUGGAUGGACCUCAUGGAGCAGUACCUGGCCAAGAGGAAGGUCCUGCCCGUGCACAUGGAGAAGCUGCUCAGGCAGAUGGACGAGCUCGCUGAGAAGACGGAGGAGAUAGCGUCGAAGCAGGAGGCGGUGGACAGCACGGUGGAGUCGGGGCUGGAGCUGAUGCGGCACAUCUCUGGCGACGAGGCGCUGCAGCUGAAGGAGAAGCUGGAUGCGCUGCAGCGGCGCUACGGCGAGCUGGCCGCCAGGGGCGCCGAGCUGCUGCGCCUCGCCUCCGACACGCUGCCGCUGGUGCAGCAGCUGGCCGCCAGCCACGCCAAGUUGACCGAAUGGAUGGCCGGCGCCGAGAGCGUCCUGCAGUCCGUUGAGCCUCGCGAGGAGGACAUUCUCAGGCUCGAAGCAGAGAUCCAGGAGUACAGGCCAGUCCUGGAGAACAUCAACCAGAUCGGACCACAGCUGUGCCAGAUAUCGCCGGGCGAGGGCGCCACCCACGUGGAGGGGAUCGUGACGCGCGACAACCGCCGCUUCGACGCAAUCGCCGAGCAGGUCCAACGCAAGGCCGAGCGAGUAUUGCUCAGCAAGAAGCGCUCGCUGGAGGUGGUGGGCGACAUGGAGGAGCUGGUGGAGUGGCUGCGCGGCGCCGACGCAGCCCUGCGCGGGGCGGAGCCGCCCGCCGCCGCGGCGGCAGCCCUGCGCGCGCAGCUGCAGGCGCAGCGGCCCCUCGCGGACGAGGUGGCCGCGCAGCGGGUGCGCGCCAGGGACCUGCUCGCCCAGGCCAAGAAGGUGAUCCGCGAGUGCCAGUCGAGCGAGGAGGCGGGCGUGAUCCGCGACCGCAGCGAGGAGCUGCGCGAGAUGAUGGACGAGGUGGGCAGGCUGAGCGCCGCGCGGCUGGCCGCGCUGGAGCAGGCGCUGCCGCUGGCGGAGCACUUUGCAGACACGCAUCACGGACUGUCGUCUUGGCUUGACGAGAUGGAGGAUCAAAUACAGAUGUUGGCUAUGCCGGCGCUUCGCCCGGAGCAGAUCGUUCAGCAACAGGACAAAAAUGAGUUGCUGCAACAGUCGAUAGCCGGGCACAAGCCGCUGGUGGACAAGCUGACGAAGACCGGGGAGGCGCUCUCCCGCCUCUGCGGCGAGGACGACGCCGCCAAGCUGCAGGACGUCGUCGAGGCGGACUGCGAGCGCUACGGCGCGCUGCGGGCCGAGCUGCGCCGCCGCCAGCAGGAGCUGGAGCAGGCACUGCAAGAGUCAUCGCAGUUCUCCGACAAGUUGGAGGGCAUGCUUCGCGCGUUGGCGGGAACAGCAGACCAGCUGCAACACGCUGAGCCGGUCUCUGCGCAUCCGCCAAAGAUUCAGGACCAAAUCGAGGAGAACAACGCGCUGGCCGAGGACCUGGAGAAGCGACAGGAGGCGUACAACGCGGUGCAGCGCGCGGCCACCGACGUCAUCAGCAAGGCCAACAAGAGCGACCCCGCCGUCAGGGACAUACGCAACAAACUGGACAAGCUCAACAAGCUGUGGGACGAGGUGCAGCGGGCGAGCGGCGCGCGCGGCUCGUCGCUGGAGGCGGCGCUGGAGACGGCGCGCCGCUUCUGGCAGCAGCUGCGCGCCGUGAUGCGCACGCUGGCCGAGCUGGAGGACGCGCUGGGCGCGCAGCCGCCGCCCGCCGCCCAGCCCAGGGCCAUCCAGCUGCAGCAGGUGGCGCUGCAGGAGAUCCGCCACGAGAUCGACCACACCAAGCCCGAGGUGGAGAAAGUGCGCAAGACCGGCUCCACGCUGAUGUCGAUCUGCGGCGAGCCGGACAAGCCCGAGGUGAAGAAGCACAUGGAGGACCUGGACAGCGCGUGGGACAACAUCACCGCGCUCUACGCCAGGCGGGAGGAGAACCUCAUCGACGCCAUGGAGAAGGCCAUGGAGUUCCACGACACCCUGCAGAACCUCCAAGAGUUCCUGGACACAGCCGAGGACAAGUUCUCCCACAUGGGGCCCCUGGGCUCGGACAUCGACGCCGUCAAGCGCCAGAUCGCGCAGCUGGCCUCUUUCAAGCAGGAGGUCGACCCCCACAUGGUGAAGGUCGAGGCCCUCAACAGGCAAGCGCAGGAGCUGACGGAGCGCACGUCGUCGGAGCAGGCGGCGGCCAUCAAGCAGCCGCUGACGGAGGUGAACGCGCGCUGGUCGGCGCUACUGCGCGGCAUGGUGGAGCGCCAGCAGCAGCUGGAGCGCGCGCUGCUGCGCCUCGGCCAGCUGCAGCACGCGCUGCAGGAGCUGCUCGCCUGGAUCGAGCACACCGACGCCACGCUCGACACCCUCAACCCGGUGGCUGGCGAGCCGCAGGUGCUGGAAGUGGAGCUGGCCAAGCUCAAGGUGCUGGUGAACGACAUCGCGGCGCACCAGGCCAGCGUCGACACGCUCAACGAUGCCGGCGCACACAUCGUGCAGCACGAUUCAGGCAGCGAAGAGGCAGGAGAGACGGCCGAGAAAUUGGCUACGCUGAACAAGAAGUGGCGCACGCUGCAGCAGAAGGCGAGAGAUCGCCAGACUGAGCUGGAAGACGCAUUGAGAGAAGCGCAAAGCUUCAACGCUGAGAUCGGUGACCUGCUGUCUUGGUUGUCGGAGGUGGACGCGGUCAUCGCCGCCUCGAAACCCGUUGGCGGCUUACCAGAAACCGCCUCUGAACAGCUCGAGAGGUUUAUGGAGGUUUACAACGAGAUCGAAGCCAACCGGCCCAAGAUGGAGGCUGUACUGCAGCAGGGCCAGGAGUACCUCAAGCGGCAGGAGAAACCCAACCCCACAUCUCAGCUCCACCACAACCUCAAGAACCUCAAGUCGAGAUGGGAUAACGUGACAUCCAGGGCCUCUGACAAGAAGAUCAAGUUGGAGAUAGCCCUGAAAGAAGCCACCGAGUUCCACGAGGCGCUGCAGUCUUUCGUGGACUGGCUGACCAGCGCCGAGAAGACCCUCACCUCCGCCAAGCCCGUCUCCAGGCUCAUGGAAACUCUGCUAACGCAAAUGGAGGAGCACAAGGCGUUCCAGAAGGAGGUGGCCACGCACCGGGAGACGAUGCUGCAGCUGGACAAGAAGGGGACGCACCUGAAGUACUUCAGCCAGAAGCAGGACGUGAUCCUGAUCAAGAACCUGCUGGUGUCGGUGCAGCACCGCUGGGAGCGCGUCGUGGCCAAGGCGGCCGAGCGCACGCGCGCCCUGGACCUGGGCUUCAAGGAGGCCAGGGAGUUCGCCGACAUGUGGAACAAUCUCAUGAACUGGCUGGCAGACACCGAGCAACAGCUCGACCAGCUCAACUCCGAGGCAAACGUCAACGACCCAGAGAAGAUCAAGCAAAGGCUGAACAAGCACCGGGAGUUCCAAAAGGCGCUGGCCGCGAAGCAGCCCGCCUACGACCUGACCACGAAGAGCGGCAAGAACCUGAAGGACAAGGCGCCCAAGGGAGACGAGCCCACGCUCCGGACCAUGCUGGCGGACCUCAAGGCCAGGUGGACCACCGUCUGCUCCAAGGCCGUCGAGAGGCAAAGGCGCCUGGAGGAGGCGCUGCUGUACUCGGGGCAGUUCAAGGACGCGAUGUCCGCGCUGCUCGACUGGCUGAGGAAGCGCGAGAAGCAGCUGGCGGGGGACGCGCCGCUGCACGGCGACCUGGACACCGUCAUGGCGCUCAUCGAGCAGCACAAGCAAUUCGAAGAAGACUUACAUUCCAGAGAACAGCAAAUGCAGUCUGUAAUGAAGACUGGCAAAGACCUCGAGGCUACGGUUCCGGUCGAGGACGCUGCAAGCAUCAAACAGCAGUGCAGCGAACUCAAGCAAGCCUGGGAGACGGUUCAAAGCCUCAGCGAGAAGAAGGCGCAAAAGUUGGAAAUCGCCCUUAAAGAGGCGGAGCGGCUGCACCGUUCGGUGAACAUGCUGCUGGAGUGGCUCUCGGACGCGGAGACGCGGCUGCGGUUCUCGGGCCAGCCGCCGGAGGGCGAGCCGGAGGCGCGCGCGCAGCUGCUCGAGCACGAGCGCUUCGCGCGCGAGCUGGCCGACAAGGCGCGCGACAAGGACGACACGAUCGCGCUCGCCCGCUCCAUCCUGGCGAAGGCGCACCCGGACGCGGUGGCCGUCAUCAAGCACUGGAUCACCAUCAUCCAGAGCCGCUGGGACGAGGUGUGGCAAUGGGCGAUGCAGCGUGGCAGCAAAUUGGAGGCGCACAUGCAGAGCCUCAAAGACCUGGACUUGGUGCUGGAGGAGCUAUUGCAAUGGCUCACGGGACUCGAGAACACCUUGAUAUCAAUGGAAUCCGAACCACUGCCGGAGUCGAUCGAACUUCUAGAAGGCCUGAUAGAAGACCACAAAGAGCUGAUGGAGCACACGCAGAAGAGGCAGAACGAAGUCGACCGCGUCUGCAAAGCUUACCAGGUCAAGAGUCAGAGCCAAGGGCGGGACACGACGCCGCGGAAGAUCUCCGCCAAGAGCGCCACGAAAGGAAUAGCCGGGCGCGGCUCCCAGCACGAGCUGCACAGGGAGAGGUCCACCUCGCCGGACUACUACGGAAGCAGGCGCUUCAGCCGCGCGAGCCCCAGCCGCGAGACUCCGGACCGCAACCUGCCGCACUACGGCCCGAGGUUCCCGCCGCGGGGCAGCAAAGGCGCCGAGCCUGAGUUCCGAUCGCCGCGCGUGAAACAGCUGUGGGACAAGUGGCGCACCGUGUGGCUGCUGGCGUGGGAGCGACAGAGACGGCUGCACGAGCGUCUCGCUCACCUCAAGGAGCUGCAGCGCGUGUCCAACUUCAGCUGGGAUGAGUGGAGGAAGCGGUUCCUCAAGUUUAUGAACCACAAGAAGUCCCGUCUGACGGACCUUUUCCGCAAGAUGGACAAGGACAACAACGGGCUCAUACCGCGGAACGAGUUCAUGGACGGCAUCAUCAACACCAAAUUCGACACGUCCCGCCUGGAAAUGGGCGCCGUCGCGGACCUGUUCGACAGGAACGGCGGCGGCCUCAUCGACUGGGAGGAGUUCAUCGCCGCUCUCAGGCCCGACUGGGUGGAGCGGCGCGGCCCACCGACAGACGCGGACAAGAUCCACGAUGAGGUGAAACGGCUGGUCAUGCUGUGCACAUGCAGACAGAAGUUCAGGGUGUUCCAGGUCGGAGAAGGGAAAUACAGGUUCGGCGACUCGCAAAAACUGCGCCUGGUUCGUAUCCUACGCUCCACCGUGAUGGUGCGCGUGGGCGGCGGCUGGGUGGCCCUGGACGAGUUCCUCGUCAAGAACGACCCCUGCAGAGCUAAGGGACGCACGAACAUCGAACUGAGGGAACAGUUCAUACUGGCCGAUGGAGUUUCACAGAGCAUGGCAGCGUUCCGACCGCGUACGCCCCGCUCUAACACAAACACACCACCGUCCACCGGACCAAUCACUAAGCUGAGGCCUAUUUUUGAGGCACUAAGGCAACGGGAAGAGCUCCCGUGCUCGUACCCGCUGCACGUGGGCUCGACGCAUGGCACUAAGCAAGCUUUCAUUUACGGACACUCAAGAUCUCAAGGUUCAACGACGCCGGGCGCCCACCACUAUACUCAUCACCAUGGAUACCAGCCUUCUCCAGGAUGUCACUGGGUAAGGGAACGCACCGCUCGCUCGGUUCCCAUGUCCGGUACGGGUGCUACUGGACGAGCAUCCCGUUCUUCCCUAAGUGCCGGCACUCCAGACUCCCUCAGUGACAAUGAAGCUGCCAGUGGACUCGGAACUAGAUACAGGAAGCCCAGUGUUCCCAGAUCAACACUAACCCCUGGUGGAUCAAGGCCUGGUUCCAGACCUGGAUCUAGGACGGGCUCGAAACCACCGUCCAGGCAUGGAUCAAACUUAAGCCUGGAUAGCACAGACGACGUAUCUACCCCAUCUCGCAUUCCGAUGCGCAAAGUGACAAAUACGAGGACCUCAACCGCGCGGGCUGCGGCCAACGCCAGCAAACUUGGCGUGACAACGCCCAAUGGGGGCUCACGGCCAAGAACACCAACAGGCUUCCUUACACCAGCCAGUGGGAGGUAUACAAGCGGAGGGAUGUACCGCACUUCCAGUAUACCAACACUCUCACCAGUACCGGCGCUAGCGAGCUCAACACAUUCCCAGCCGUCCUCGAUGGCGUCCGAACAUCCCAAAUCUCUUUCGCACAACCAUCCAGCAUUCCUGACCCAAGGCUCCACAAAGAUACCCGUCUACGUGGGUAAUCGCUCGCGCAGGUCACCCUCGGCUGAUCGCGGUUCGAAGGCGUCCCGCCAAUCCCACUCCAGGGAAUUAUCCCAGGAACCCAGCCCCACUUCCCACAACCCCUCGCGGAAGUCCGACCAGAGGAGUCCCGAAGACGACUCCUCGCUCUUCAGCAUAUCGGGAAUGACGAGCGACAAUGAGUACGAAAGUAACAUGAGCGAGUCGAGCGGCGAAGCACCAAAGCCGACUCAGCGCGACGGCAAAGGGCAAAGGACGCCGUCGGGCAGCACCACUCCAGUACGAGCCGGCCAACAGACCGCGACUUCCCGCUUGCUUCGCAAGAAAUCGGACGCGUCUGAAAACGGCGCCCCCACCACGCCGCUCGCCCGACGCGGCACCCCGGCCUCUAAGACCACGGAGAAACGAGAGCCCUUCCGACUG
Molecule: messenger RNA, 8166 nt
Organism: Iphiclides podalirius (scarce swallowtail)
Lineage: Eukaryota; Metazoa; Arthropoda; Insecta; Lepidoptera; Papilionidae
Source: the annotation of a GenBank genome assembly